Molecule: messenger RNA, 375 nt
Organism: Acinonyx jubatus (cheetah)
Lineage: Eukaryota; Metazoa; Chordata; Mammalia; Carnivora; Felidae
Product: 60S ribosomal protein L28-like
Exons: 1
Coding region: 1-375 (124 amino acids)
Biological process (GO): translation
Cellular component (GO): ribosome; cytosolic large ribosomal subunit
Molecular function (GO): structural constituent of ribosome
Source: RefSeq, a predicted model, not a curated record
AUGGUCGUGCAGAAGUGCUCCAGCUUCCUGAUCAAGAGGAACAAGCAGACACAUAACACAGAACUCAAUAACCUGAAGGCUCGUAACUACUUCUGCUACAGUGGGCUGAUUCACCACAAGACUGUGAGUGUGGAGCUGGUGGCUGAUGGCAAAGGUGUAGUGGUGGCCGUGAAGGGGAAAUCCAGCCAGCAAAAGCCCGCCACCUCCUCCCUGUGGCCUGUCACCAAAAAGACUGCCCAGGGCACUCUCAGCAGCAUCAGGCACAUGAUCUACAAGAACAAGCCUGAGAUGGUGAAGAGGGAGCAGGUCGCCCUAUCAAGAGCUCCUGAAAGCCUACCCCCCAACUCCAAAGCAAUGAAGAUGUCAGCCACCUAA